Messenger RNA from Spinacia oleracea (spinach), 2102 nucleotides. RefSeq names its product sulfite exporter TauE/SafE family protein 3. The transcript has 12 exons. The record is from RefSeq and is a predicted model, not a curated record. Gene Ontology annotation, biological process: protein ubiquitination. Lineage: Eukaryota; Viridiplantae; Streptophyta; Magnoliopsida; Caryophyllales; Amaranthaceae. Gene Ontology annotation, cellular component: Cul4A-RING E3 ubiquitin ligase complex; membrane. Bases 435 to 1829 code for a protein of 464 amino acids.
AUUGCAAGAACCACACACAGCACCCAUCGAGCCAAAAAUCUAGAGUGAGAGGGGGCAAAUUUAGAGAGAGAGAGAAAAGGAGAGGUUGUGAUUGUGAUCUCUACAGAACGUGUAUUCACAAUCUUUAACGUGUCAUUACAAUCACCCUCUUUUUUCUCUAAAAAUUCUCCACCUUUUGAUAAUUUUGUUGUUUGAAACCAUUGUUUGUUUUCUAGUUCUUCCCCACUUGCAAAUCAUUUUUGUUUUUGCCCAUAAGGUGUUUGUAUAAAUUCCUCAGUGGGAAAGAGGAAAAAAAAACAAGUGUAAAAGUUCCUGAAUUUAGUCAGGAACAACAAGAAAACAUAAACCCCAAUUAAACAAAAAAGGGUUUUAGAUUUAAGAUCAAAAGAAAUCAAUUUUCAUUUCUGGGUUGAUUUUAUUCUUUGAAGUAAAAGAUGGGUAAAUCUGGGUUGAUGAAGGUAGUUUUGAUUAGCACCAUUUUGGUGGGUUUUUUGCUCUUGAUUGUUUCAGCAAAUGAAAAAACUUUGAAAGAAAUUGCUUCAACUGAGAUUGAAAUUGAAGAAAUUGAGGUUAAUUUUCUAAGAAAGGCGGUUAAUUUCCUAUGGAAAAGUGGUCAAAACACCUACGAGCAUGUCUGGCCGGAAAUGGAAUUUUCAUGGAAAAUUAUUGUUGGGUCAAUGAUUGGAUUCUUUGGAGCUGCAUUUGGGAGUGUUGGAGGUGUUGGUGGGGGUGGUAUCUUUGUUCCCAUGCUUACUUUGAUUAUUGGGUUUGAUUCCAAAUCUUCAACCGCCAUGUCAAAGUGUAUGAUUAUGGGUGCAGCAGUUUCAACUGUUUACUACAAUCUUAAGCAAAGGCAUCCAACUUUGGACAUGCCUGUUAUUGACUAUGAUCUUGCAUUACUCUUCCAACCAGUGUUGGUUCUUGGGAUCAGUAUUGGAGUUGCAUUUAAUGUUAUUUUUGCAGAUUGGAUGAUCACAGUUUUGCUCAUUAUUCUCUUUUUAUUUACAUCCACCAAGGCAUUCCUCAAGGGGGUUGAUGCUUGGAAGAAAGAAACUAUUAUGAAAAAGGAGAUUGCUCAACGUUCGUCAUCAAACGGUGAUAGUGGUGAUUACAAAGUUCUUCCAGCUAUUCCCGACAAAAAGGAAGUGGUAUCCAUCAGAGAAAAUGUACACUGGCCAUCAGUGGCAAUUUUGUUUGCCGUUUGGUUCGCGAUUCUAGGACUUCAAUUCGCCCAGAAGAACACCACUACUUGUUCUGUUGCUUACUGGGUAACCAACCUAUUGCAGAUCCCUGUUGCACUUGGAGCAUCAGGGUACGAGGCAUAUUUGCUGUACACCGGGAAAAGAGUGAUCGCUUCGAGAGGGGAUGCUGCCGGUUCCUGGAAAGUGUACCAGAUAGUUCUUUGCCUCUUUACUGGAAUGGCUGCUGGUAUGGUUGGUGGGCUUCUUGGUCUUGGUGGAGGAUUCAUUCUAGGUCCUUUGUUUCUGGAGUUAGGCAUCCCACCUCAGGUAUCAAGUGCUACUGCUACCUUUGCUAUGAUGUUCUCCUCAUCGAUGUCUGUCGUAGAAUACUACCUCCUUAAACGAUUCCCUGUCCCAUAUGCUGCCUACUUCGUUGCUGUGGCUACAUUUGCCGCCCUAGUCGGACAAGUUCUUGUAAGGAGAUUGAUUGCUUUUAUCGGAAGAGCCUCUCUUAUCAUCUUUAUCUUGGCGUUCACUAUCUUCGUCAGUGCAAUUUCACUUGGUGGUGUUGGUAUUUCAAACAUGAUAUACAUGAUUCGACAAAACGAGUACAUGGGAUUCGACAGCUUGUGUGCAUACGAAGCAUAGUCAAACAAUUUUUUGGGGCAAGUAAAAGCUCUACACUGGAGGAGGACGAGGGGCGGGAAAUUGGAUGUAAGACGGGAGAACGGAAUCUCUCGCCGUGGGGGCGAAAAAUGGGUAUGUGUUACGACUUACGAGUAUUUGGUGUAAUGGUGGAGCUACUUCAAAUGCAUGCUUGCCAAUAGGUUUUUAGCAAAUUUUUUGUGCUCAAGUCAAAUGUACUUGUAUUUCUCUGCUUAUUCAUUACAAUAAAAUUCACAUUAAAAGUUUUAGAUUUCA